CGCGGCAUUUCAAAGGUCACAUGAGCUGUGAUAUUAAUAAUAUUCGAUAAUACGUUAUCAACAAUGGUUAGUGAAGAAUACGUCAAAACUUUUUAAUACCAAAUUUAUUCACUGCUUAAGAUGAUUCUUCUUGCUGUUAUAGUCAUCGCCUUGGCAUGCAUUUACGCAGCUGUACGUUAUUUUAACAACACGUACAAGUACUGGCAAUUAAGAAAUGUACCAUACGAAGAACCUACAAUGUUCUUCGGUAGCUUCCUAAACUUAUUUUUCGAAAAAGACAACCUACGGAGAUUCCUGGAUAGGACUAGCAAAAAAUUCGAUUCGCCCUACUAUGGCUUUUUUAUAUUUAAUAAACCGUUUUUGGUCGUUAAGGAUCUUGAAAUAGUCAAGCGGAUUAUGAUCAGAGAUUUUGCGUCGUUUCCAAACAAAUUGUUUUUGGAUGAUAAGGAGUGCGACCCGGUGUUUAACAACUCCUUGUUUGGCACUAGAGAUCAGGAGUGGAGGUCGUUGAGACACCGACUGAGUCCAGUUUUUACAUCUGGAAAGCUAAAGGGAAUGCUAUCGUUAAUCGCCGAAUGCGGGGAGAGGUUGGAAAGUCAUUUAGACAAAAUUUCCAAUGAAAGUGUAGAAGUCACCGAUGUACUGUCAAGAUAUUCAACGGAAGUAAUAUCUUCGUGUGCGUUUGGAGUUAAGUGCGAUUGUUUCCAAAAGGAAGUUAGUGAAUUUCAGCGUUACGGAGAAGACAUAUUUCCCAAAGGCGCAAUUGGAUUAAUUAAAAAUAUUUCGUACAUAUUCGUACACUCUAUUGCCAGAUUCUUUAAACUUAGCUUUCUGAACCAGAAUGGAGUGAAAUAUUUUCGCAAAGUCUUUAAGAAGGUUCUGAGCCAACGGAUGACCCAAAGUACCAGGCGUAACGACUUUGUUGACCUUCUACUUGACUUGAAAAGCCAAGAGGAAAACGACGAAAGCUUCGGAUUAGAUGAUGAGCGAAUGCUGGCACAAGCGAUACCAUUCUUCGCGGCUGGGCACGAAACGACAACGGCCAUAGUUUCCUUUGUACUUCACGAAUUAAGCCUAAAUAGCGCAAUACAGGAUCGCCUAAGACAAGAAAUUCAAAGUGUAGUUAAUAACCAUGGAGAAAUCAGUUAUCAGGCAUUGGAAGACAUGAAAUACUUAAAAAUGGUUAUUUUAGAAACACUCCGAAAGUACCCUAUUAUCAGUUUUAUUCAACGACAGUCGCUCCAUCAGUAUACAAUUCCCGAAACUGGACUGCAACUGGAACGUGGUACCGGGAUUAUCGUUCCAAUUAGAGGUUUCCAUCACAAUCCCAUGUACUUUCCGGAUCCUGAGGUAUACGACCCGGAAAGAUUUAGUGACGAUAAUAAACAGCAGCGAGAUUCCAACCUAAUUUUGGCAUUUGGUAUUGGGCCCAGGAAUUGUCUAGGAAAGAGAUUUGCUUGGAUAACAAUGAAGAUGGCGAUGGUGUAUAUUUUGAGAAACUUUAAAGUGGAGAAGAACUCACAAACAGCAGAAGUAUUAAGUAUUAUUUCACCGCAUGUUUCUCGUUCUCCCAGUGGCGUUAAUCUAACUUUUAAGCGUUUGUAGUUUGUCUAAUAUGUUGUUUUGGUAAAAAAAAGUCUUAAAAUAUUAAAUAUAGGCGUGAUCAGAUUA
Molecule: messenger RNA, 1671 nt
Organism: Photinus pyralis (common eastern firefly)
Lineage: Eukaryota; Metazoa; Arthropoda; Insecta; Coleoptera; Lampyridae
Product: cytochrome P450 6k1-like
Exons: 5
Coding region: 121-1605 (494 amino acids)
Molecular function (GO): heme binding; monooxygenase activity; oxidoreductase activity, acting on paired donors, with incorporation or reduction of molecular oxygen
Source: RefSeq, a predicted model, not a curated record